AUGGACAAGAAGAAGGAAGAGAUCAACUUCGUCUGGGGCAAGCCGGCGCCCUCGCUGCUGCCGGUCAAGAGGCUCUCGCUCGCUGUCCAGACGGUCCUGUCCAGCACUGAAGCUGCCACCGACGCCCUCGAGUACGGCGACCCGGCCGGCCCUGUGCAGCUACGCCAGGAGGUCGUCAGCCUGCUCGCCCGCUUCUACCGCACGCCCAACGAGGUCGACGAGGUCUGCAUCACGGCGGGCGCCAGCCAGGGCCUGGUGACGGUGUUGCAGGUGCUGGCGGAUCCCAGAUACACCCGGCGAGUCUGGAUGGUCGCCCCUUGCUUCUACCUGGCCUGCCGUAUCUUUGAAGACGCCGGCUUCAGGGGGAGACUGAGAGCUGUGCCCGAGACCGACGACGGCAUCGACCUGGCCUAUCUCGAGCAGUCCAUGAAGGAAGUUGAUGCUGAAGCAGUAGAAGAAGUCGAAAGAGACGGCCGCAGGUAUAGACAUCUCAUCUACCUGGUGCCGACCUUCUCCAACCCGUCCGGCCGCAGCGUCCCCCUGGCUCAUCGUCACCGUCUUGUCGAGCUCGCCCGUCGCUUCGACGCCCUCGUAGUCAGCGACGACAUCUAUGACUUCAUCGACUCGAGCGAGCAAGUCGGCUGCCUCCCGCGCCUGGUAGACAUCGACCGCGCCCUCCCCUUGCUGCCCUCCGACGCCGCCGCCCACCGCCACACCGUCAGCAACGGCUCCUUCAGCAAGCUCGUCGGCCCUGGCGUACGCACCGGCUGGCUCUCUGCCUCUCCCGCGCUCACUCGCAGGCUUUCCCAGGCCGGCGCAAGCAUCGCAGGCGGGUGUCCCAGCCAGCUCGGCGCCGCCCUCGUAGCCCAGUUUCUCGCCUCGGGGGCGCUGACGACACACAUGGCCGACCUGCUGCCGGCCUACGCCCGUCGACGCAGGCUGAUGGUGGACGCGGUGGCCGAGUUGCUGGCGCCGUUGGGGGUGACGCUGGUCGAGGAUGCGGAGGGCAGAGAAGGUGGCUAUUUUGUGUGGCUGAGGCUGCCCGCUGGCUUGGACGGGGCGGUCGUUGCGGCGGGAUGCGCGGAGGAGGCGCUGGCGAUCUUGCCUGGCGCUGCCUUUGCUGUUGCUGGCGAUGCUGGCGGGCCUUCGUACUCUGCCUAUCUCAGGCUGGCCUAUUCGUGGGCGGACGAGGAAGCGCUGGCGGAAGGCAUCGCGCGGUUGGCCGGCGUCGUUGGCCGUCUGCAAGCCCAGUAG
Molecule: messenger RNA, 1254 nt
Organism: Nannizzia gypsea CBS 118893
Lineage: Eukaryota; Fungi; Ascomycota; Eurotiomycetes; Onygenales; Arthrodermataceae
Product: aminotransferase
Exons: 1
Coding region: 1-1254 (417 amino acids)
Biological process (GO): biosynthetic process
Molecular function (GO): pyridoxal phosphate binding; L-2-aminoadipate:2-oxoglutarate transaminase activity
Source: RefSeq, a predicted model, not a curated record